Molecule: messenger RNA, 592 nt
Organism: Drosophila subobscura
Lineage: Eukaryota; Metazoa; Arthropoda; Insecta; Diptera; Drosophilidae
Exons: 2
Coding region: 94-573 (159 amino acids)
Source: RefSeq, a predicted model, not a curated record
UUUGCUUUCAAUUUCCAUCAAUCUUUUGUGAACUCGUAACGAACACUUUUUCGCACAUUUCUACACAACAAUUGUGGCAGGGGCAGUUGCGGCAUGUUGAAAAAUUCUCUUGUCUCUGUGCUUAUUGCCUGUCUAAUCAGCGCCACAUCUUUGUUUUAUGUGGCGCAGGCUGCCAGUCUGCGAAAUGCUCAGCCACGUCUAACCCUGUCCAUGGCUUCGCAGUCGCGCAGUGCCAUGCAAUCGAUGCGAGAGUUUGCCCUGUACAUGGGCCCCAAAGGAUUGCCGGUGGAAGCCGAGGAGCAAGCGCGCCAGCGCGCCAUGGAUGUUCCCUUUCUAACCGCAGGACAACGGCAACUGCUGGCCGAGGAUGAAGAGUUUCCCUUGGAUCUGCGCAGCAAAAUGCCUGAGUUUCAGGCGAAGGAAAAUGCUGGCAUCAAGUGCCGAAGGAAGAUCGAUGGGGAAGCUGGGGAUUCAGGCUUUGAGGUCUGCACUGCCACAGAUGAGGCUGCUGCAGCUCCUUCGAUUGUGAUUCAUUUGGUGUGUUCAAUGCUGAUUGUCCCGCUGCUAACUUAACAAUUAUAAAUUCCGUUUG